Molecule: messenger RNA, 690 nt
Organism: Capsella rubella
Lineage: Eukaryota; Viridiplantae; Streptophyta; Magnoliopsida; Brassicales; Brassicaceae
Product: 18.5 kDa class IV heat shock protein
Exons: 1
Coding region: 185-667 (160 amino acids)
Biological process (GO): protein folding; response to hydrogen peroxide; response to salt stress
Source: RefSeq, a predicted model, not a curated record
CACAAACACCAACAUUAUCGUAGAGAAAGGAAUAAGUCUUUCGUGAUAUACAACAUUGGGCUUAACAUGUUACUUUUAUCAGAAACGUCAAUAUCUCAAGAAAACUCUAGACUUCUCUCGAGUAAAUGAUUUAUAUAAGCUUAGAUUAUGUUACUCUCGAGUGUAGUGUAGAGAAAAAAAGAAGAUGUCAAUAAUUCCGAUCAAUGAUCGCCGGAGACUAUCUCCCGGCAACAGAAUCUUGGAGCCAUUUGAACUCAUGAACACCUUUCUUGAUUUUGCAUCACCAUCAUCAUCUCUCUUUCUUUCUCACCACUUCCCUUCAUUUUCUCGAGAAAUAUUCCCAUCAACCGUCGAGACGCAGCUAAAUUGGACGGAGACUCCCACGGCUCACGUUUUCAAAGCGUAUCUUCCGGGAGUGACUCAAGACGAAGCAAUCGUGUUCGUAGACGAUGAAGGAUACCUCCAGAUCUGUACUGGCGACAACAAGUUCAUGAGCAGAUUCAAGCUUCCUAACAACGCCUUGACGGAUCAGGUCACUGCAUGGAUGGAAGAUGGCUAUCUCGUCGUGUUCGUCGCGAAAGAUGGUUCUUCUUCGCCACCACAGUUGCCGGAGAUUGAGGAGAAUCGUAACGUCAGAGUCGUGGAGAUCACUGGCGAUGAUGAUUAGUUAAAAACUUAAAAAGUUUUAAC